AUGGAGGCAUUGCUCGGCGCCGGUCAGUCGAACCCGUCCUGCGGGUCGAUUGGCGACCUUCAGGUUCAGCUUCGAGACCUCCUCAGCAGCCGUGUCACUGAGACGAGGGCCGACCAUAUAUCGGUGACAACUGAAAUUCGCGCAACCGCCGUCUUCGACAUCCCAGUCACCGACACAGAAAACGAGGCGUUUGAGAACUGGUCGAGCAUUGAUCCGCUUCUGGGCGGAGCAAGGUCUAGCGUCGCGCCGCCUGCGGUCAACGGAAAUGGAGGGCCGCCAUCGCGACGAGUCAAUGCUAUUGACACAUUGAUCAACCAACCAUUAGAUGACCCUGUCCUACAGACGUCGGUCACCGGGCACAUCAUAGCCUCACUGGGCAAAGUAGACGGAAGUAUUUGGACGGUGCGCCAGAUCUCCCGCAAUGAGCAGGGCUGGACCUUCACCUACAUCUGCAAAGACUCGUGGCAGGCAUGGAGUCGUCAAGUCUCCAAGAACCCCGCGAAGACAGCCAUUGGAGAAUGGAGCGACAAGAGUGGGCAGGAUCCGAUUCACAUGGGCAGGUUUUUCUCUGCCACUCGCCCGGCCUUUGAUUGCCGAGGGUUUGUGAAGGUCGCCUUCGUAAAAUCGACCAAGACCAUUGACGUGAGAUACGAACACACGCCUAUGCACAAGACGGUCGCCCAACUGAUCGAACUUCUUGCGCCGCCCCCAGUCGCGCCGAUGGUGAAAACUUCAAUGAAGAAGCCAAGGGAGCCGAGACCGCCAAAGGAGCCAAAGGCGCCCAAGGAGCUGAAGCCGAAGACACCGAAAUCUUUAAAGAAUCGAGCAGGAGAGAACAUGGUGGUGGACGGCGACAACUCGCAGCCGAAGAAGAAGCGCAAGAAGAAGGAUUCUUUGGCCCUAGCUGUCAUGGCCGGCACUGUGCUGCCUCCAGAGAUGCCAGGCGCAUUGCCCGUAGGCGAUGCUUCGGCCCGGCAGCUGUACAAUACCCAAACUGGGGCUGCUGGAGGUGCCCAACCGGGUGGUUCGAGCGGCUACCCUGACGGCUUGGUAAACGCUACCGGUGAUGAGGUGGCGCCAUCCACCAACAGCGAUGCGCAUCCUCACUCAAUCCUGAAUCUGCCUGCGGGAGAGGCCGCGAGACGGCGGGACUUCGCAAUCAAGCUUCUCACAGACAGUAACAUCGAUCCGAAGACGCUGUCCCCCGAGCAGUUCAACAUCUUUGCCAACCAGUCGCUCGAAUUACAGCAAGACUCUCUGGCUAUGCUGAUCAAAUACGGUGCGGAGAGGCUGCGGAUCGUGCAUCCGAGUAAAGAGGGAUCGAACUCCGGCCAGUCAACUCCCACCAAGAACACUGCUCCAGGGCCUCCAGGAGGCACACCACAGUCGGCGAAGCCCAAGAAGCCGAGGAAGCAAAAGGCCGAGGUCAAAGGCGCAGGAAUCGGUGAGGCACCAAGUCCCGAGGCAGAAGAAGUGAAGCAAAGGCGGCGCAUAUGUGAAAACUGCCUUAUCAAGAAGUACAAGGGCAAGUGUGACAAGGCGAGGCCGUCUUGCUCUGUCUGUCUCGAAGAAGGCGUUGCUUGUGUCUACGCACCGUCGAGGCCCCGACAGAGCAAAGUUGCAGAGGCAGAGGCAGUGCCGGUAUCAACCGCCCCGGAACAGGCCAAUGCACAGAUGCCGAACGAAGAGCCAGAUGAUCUGGGAUCACCAGGAUUUCACACAGAGACUGCCGAACAGCCGAUUCUGGAGCCGGUUCAGAUCCAGGAGCAGUUCCAUGCACAUGAGCAUCAGACGGCAAACGCGCCAGUUUCGGAAACCACGGCCCUCGAGGCCGAAACACCUUCGGCCGUGUUCAAUCAGACUCACGGCAUCUAUCAGCAUCCAUUCGGACUAAGCUUCCCCCAGGCCGCUGAGACCUUGGUGCACGGCUACAGUUACCUCGUUCCUCCCACGAGCACUGAACAGUCGAGCAUUGCCGCCGAAUCCGGCCAGCGUGGGAGCUCGGGAGGCCAGCCGUCAACGUCCAGACGCAGCCUCCCGGCCGGCCAAUCUUCUCACGCAACCGGAGUGAGCGAUACUACCAUGGGCGCCCAAAAUAGUUGGCAGACCAUGUCCGCGAACCCAACUCAAGCUACCUCCGCGACGAGAAUCUCGCCGGGGCAGUCCAGGGCAAAGAAACCCGUCCCUGUCUCGCAGGCGUACGAUGAUGUGCGGCAACAGCAAGCUUCAAGUUGCACGAGUGCAAGCCAGUCUGUUUCUCAGGCAUCCCAGCCUCCCCGCGGCUCGCCAUCGCAAACUGCUGCUCAGCCUGCUCGCGCCACAUCGCGGCAAGGCAACCGGGGCCAAAGUCAUCCCCCCGUGAAUAGCGUGUCGGCAGCGCCACAAGUUCAGUCUGAAGGGACGCAGCCGAUCGCCGAUAAUAACACCGAAUAUACGCCUAAUGCUGCGGCCCAGGAGUCGGGCUCGGCGCAGAGCUACAGUCAAUAUAGCCAGUAUCAGGGUGGAAACACUCAGGCCGACUCGUCCAGCGACCGCCUCGCGUACCAACCAUACUCCAGUAAUCAAAUCGCAACCCAAACCCAACCAACCUCUUACUCCUCGUUUGACAAUUACAACACUCGCCUGCCGAAUACUGCAACACCGUCCCUCGCGACACCGGGGACCCAGAAUAUCGCCUCAUCUUACCCGGCAAAUUCGGGGGCGGCGUCGGACAGGGCCCAGUGGGGAAGCUCGACCGCAACGGCUCAAGCCCGAAACACCCAGGCUUACAACGCCAUGCAGCCGGCGUCGGGCACCGGUUAUAACACAUCCUCCAACGCUCCGCAAUCACAGUCGCUGCAGGGGCUUAGCGUGACGCCUCAGCCGCCGACGGCAAGGAGCUCGCCGACUGCGUUCAGCCAACAACUGCAGCAGCAACAGCAUCAACAGCACCAACAGCACCAACAGGAACACAAGCAGCAGCACCAGCAGCAGGGGCAAAACCACCAGCAGCCGAGCUACAAUGGAUACAUGAGCCAACCGGCACAGCAAGACAACAGCAGCACGCAGCAAACCUGGGGUUACGGCUUUGGGACAGGGAGCAACCCCUCCUCGGGCUACGGCUCGACGGCAGGUACCAGCGCUAGCAACGCCUACCCGUCGUCUGCCACGGCGUCACAUGGUCAUGGGCAUCAAGCCCACCAGACGCAGGCUCACAGGCCCAUGAAUCUGUCCAGCCACACGUACAGCAGCAUGGACCAUGACCAGGCGCUGUAUGACCUGCUUCGGAACAGCCAGACUGGGUAG
Parathielavia appendiculata is the source of this 3285-nucleotide messenger RNA. RefSeq lists its product as uncharacterized. Bases 1 to 3285 code for a protein of 1094 amino acids. NCBI's taxonomy places the organism in Eukaryota, Fungi, Ascomycota, Sordariomycetes, Sordariales, Chaetomiaceae. The transcript is spliced from 4 exons. The record is from RefSeq and is a predicted model, not a curated record. Gene Ontology annotation, molecular function: DNA-binding transcription factor activity, RNA polymerase II-specific; zinc ion binding. Gene Ontology annotation, biological process: regulation of DNA-templated transcription.